AGCUAUCCAAAUCCCAGUGAAGCGAAGGCCACCAAUCCUCUUCUUCCUCUCCGGCCGCCUCCUUCCUCACCAUGGCGCUCGCGCUGCGCUGCCCCGCCGCUGCCUCGCCGUCGCCAGCCAAGAGCACCUUCCCGCCCUCCUCCUCCCCGCCGCCGUCGAGGCUCCCGAGGAGGCCGCCCGCCAGCUGCAGGUGCUACUACUACGGCGACGGCGGUGGCUUCCGCAAGAACUACGACCACAUCCCCAAGCAGUUCCGCGAGGAGAACCUCAAAGAUGGCCUGAUGGAUAAUUACAAGAAUGUUCCUCAAUUCCUUUAUGGCUUAAGCCCUGCUCAGAUCGAAAUGUUUAUGAACGAUGAUAAUCCAUAUGAUCGGCAAUCACAGAGAGUUACAGAGGAAAGCAUUUCUGCUUCUAGGAGCUAUGAUGAAUUUGGCAUGUACAACUUGUCCGGUAUGCAUGAGGGCCCUGCAGGUUACAGCAUGGGUAUGGGAAUGGGCACCAUGAGCAUGGGCAGGGCAGGGCGAGGAUAUAGAAGAAUGAGAAGUUCAGCUCCAGAUCUGCCAUCAUUGCUAUUGGACUCUCGAAUUAUAUUCCUUGGAAUGCCUAUUGUUCCAGCAGUAACAGAGCUUAUUGCUGCGCAAUUUCUGUGGCUAGAUUAUGAUGACCGCACCAAGCCAAUUUACUUGUAUAUAAACUCCACAGGAACCAUGGAUGAAAACAAUGAGCUGGUUGCAUCUGAAACUGAUGCAUUUGCAAUUGCUGAUUUUAUCAAUCGAAGCAAAUCCAAGGUCUACACAAUCAAUCUUAGCAUGGCAUAUGGUCAGGCUGCAAUGCUUCUGUCCCUUGGCGUCAAGGGUAAAAGAGGAGUGCUACCAAAUUCAAUCACUAAACUGUACCUGCCUAAGGUCCACAAAUCUGGUGGAGCUGCUAUUGACAUGUGGAUUAAGGCAAAAGAGUUAGACACGAACACGGAUUACUACCUUGAACUGUUGUCAAAAGGAGUUGGAAAACCAAAGGAAGAGCUCGCAGAGUUUCUCAAAGGUCCAAGGUACUUCCGUGCGCAGGAGGCCAUCGAUUAUGGGCUUGCAGAUACAAUCUUGCACUCUUUGGAUGGUUCCUUCAAACCAAAGGAUCUGACCGCGCAGUUGGCCAAAGCACAGGAGAUGCGGCAAUCGGGGAAGCGCCCAGCAGCUGGAGCUGGGCGAUGGUCAACUCCAAGUGUCCCUAGAUAGACUAGAACGUCAGAUCAAAACCAUACACUAGCUUAAUAUCGACGAUGAUACGCGUGGUUGUCCUAUUCAGAGCAGCCUACCUGUUACAUUUGCAUGCAAGAAGAAAUCCUGUCAGGGUUUGGAAUAGAUUCAGGCUGACGAAAACGUUGCUUACUGCAGUGGCUUUUGUGUUAUUGGGUCAUCUAUGAAUACGAUGAAUAUGUAGUUUAUGCUGCCUUCCUGCCAAGGUUGUUGUAUUUUUCAGAUAGAAUUCACUAGUGGAGAUGGUAAUCCAGUAAUCCAUGUGACCAAGUAUUCUUCUUAUUCA
Oryza sativa Japonica Group (Japanese rice) is the source of this 1539-nucleotide messenger RNA. Its product is annotated as ATP-dependent Clp protease proteolytic subunit-related protein 1, chloroplastic. NCBI's taxonomy places the organism in Eukaryota, Viridiplantae, Streptophyta, Magnoliopsida, Poales, Poaceae. The record is from RefSeq and is a predicted model, not a curated record. Gene Ontology annotation, molecular function: ATP-dependent peptidase activity; ATPase binding; serine-type endopeptidase activity. Gene Ontology annotation, biological process: protein quality control for misfolded or incompletely synthesized proteins. Gene Ontology annotation, cellular component: endopeptidase Clp complex.